AAGCUGCAAAGAAGAAGCUAAAAAAGCCCCCAUAUAUUCCUCGUGCUUUAAAUCUUGGCCAAUCAACAGAUCAGUGAAACUUCUCUCUCUGUUCAUCCCUUUCUGUUUAAAUAUUAUGUCAAUUACAUCGUCAAGUUAAGAAAUGCAGAGCCUCGGACCUCGCGCAUCAUCUUCAGUAGUUAUUUCCAUUUUAUUCUGAUUUUAGCUUUGUUUCUAGCGGUGUUUGUGAGAUUUAGUUGCUGGAAAACAUGGCGAGCUCCUCUGAGAAAUCAAGUUUCUCUCAGAAAUGCAGUCUUCUGAGUCAGUACCUGAAGAAGGGAGGUAGUUUUGGAGAUCUUAGCCUAGGAUUGUCAUGCACCAUUGAGGCAAAUGGGACACCUGAGGUUCCUCGGAGGCCGGCGGCUACAACUAUGAAUUUAUUUCCAAUUAUUGAGAAAUCCGGUGAUGAUUUGCCUCAAAAUAUAUCGACCGCCCCUGCAAACCGGGAAUCAAUGAACCGCUUUCCUCAACAAACCGGUUUUGCUGCUAAGAAAGAUACUCCAGUAGAUUCAAGUUUUAAUAAGAUUGUUGCUGCGGAGCCUCAAAUUGCACAAAUGACUAUAUUCUAUGGCGGACAAGUGAUUGUGUUCAAUGAUUUUCCAGCUGAAAGAGCCAACGAAAUCAUGCUCUUAGCAAGCAAGGGAAGCUCACAGGGUCACUCUACCACGGCUCUUAAUCCUUUGGCUUCUAAGUUGUUGGCCAAAACUCCUAGUGAAUCAACCUCUGCGGUUACUACUAUGGCGAAAAAUCCAACCGAACCAAGUUGUUCUGUUCCUUCGGCCUCCAAUUUAAUUCCAGAGCAUGUUCAACCAGAGCCUAGAGCUGUUACUUAUCUACCAAUUGCUAGGAGAAAUUCACUCCACAGGUUCCUGCAGAAGAGAAAAGACAGGAUCACUGCCAGAGUACCUUACCAACCAAUUAAACCAGCGGCGCUUCCAAACAAGGCUGCUGAAAGUAAGUCAUGGCUCGGCCUAGCUGCCCAAUCCCCACAAUAAAUUGUAACAACUAUGUACUUUUUUUUUUCCAGUACUAAUAUAUCAGCAUCAGCUGGUCAUCCUUUUUUGGCAGGUUGAGCCUGCUUUCUUCAUUUUUUUUUUUUUAAAUUUGCUCCAAAUUUGUAUUUGGCUACUUUUAGGAAGGGUUCUUCUGAGCUUACCAUAUUUUAACUAGAGUUUAGUAUAUGCUAGUUGUAAUGAAUAAGUGUAUGUUACUGUUAUUUUCACCCUUGGAUGUCUAUGGUCAAAGAAUUAAAGGGGCCAAAAAAUUGGUCAACUUUGGUGGUGUUGAA
Molecule: messenger RNA, 1327 nt
Organism: Mangifera indica (mango)
Lineage: Eukaryota; Viridiplantae; Streptophyta; Magnoliopsida; Sapindales; Anacardiaceae
Product: protein TIFY 10A-like
Exons: 5
Coding region: 249-1034 (261 amino acids)
Biological process (GO): regulation of jasmonic acid mediated signaling pathway; regulation of defense response; response to wounding
Cellular component (GO): nucleus
Source: RefSeq, a predicted model, not a curated record